AUGCAUGCAGAGAAGCUGCAGCAAGUCAAAGAGCUACUGGGCACUCUUGAGAAGGACCUGGAAGAUCAUUCACUCAGCUCAUCUCAAAAGACCCAAUUCCUGCUGCAGCUGAGACAACAUGGAACCAGUCCAGACAAUGCGGGCCCCAUCUAUUCAAAAAGGGGUAUGGAGCUCCUAUCAAAAUACGGCGUUGAGGGAGAAUCUCCCGAUGUCCGUCGUGCUGCGUUGCGAUGUAUCGCCAACGCCCUGCUCCUGGAUCCCAACAUGCGCCAGACCUUUGUUGAUACAGGCCGUGGCGGUAAUCUCGCGGAGAUGCUCAAGUGUGACUCUUCGGAAGAUGAAAUGAUCAUCAGCAGAAUCCUCUUCCUAUCCACGUACAACACGACGAUGGAUUUCAAAAAGCUCAUUGACGAGCAUUCAUUGGCGGAUAAUGUUGCUUACCAACUCCAACGCCACCUCGCCCAGUUGCCCGAAUCAGGAGAGGGCUCGCUAGCUCAAAUCGACGAGCUGGGUCUGACAGACACCUCGAAGCUCAUCUUCAACGUUGCAAAAAUCUACUCAGACCUGGCACCUGCUUUUUCAUCUUCGAUUCCUCAUAUCUUCAACCUAGUAUGCCGGCUUCAAAUCCCUUCCCAGCCGUUGGACGGUGUGCUCGGUUCUCUGCUCAACUGCCUGUCAACACUCGACCUGGAAAAUAAGGAGGGUACCCCAUUUAAAAGCAACCCUAUGUUUCCUCCCUCCGAUGAGAACCGUAACGUCGACAAAUUAAUUAAAGUCCUCGACCUCUCCAUCUCUUCCAGCACCCCUCAAGACCUCGAUAUCAAAGGCGUUUCCCUUCUCUAUGUGCUGAUCAACCUCUAUGAGCUAGCUCCAGAGGAGACUCGCAAGCACGUGGAGACUCUCCUGCUCCCCGACGACAGUGACCGAAGCCAGCCAAUCGGACAGUCCGAUACGCUGUCGUCGAAGUUGCUGAAGCUUUCCACAGUGCCAUUCUCGAACAUCAAGAACGCUGUCUCCGAAUUGCUCUUUGUUCUAUCGUACAAGGAUGCAGAGAGACUCACAAAGAAUAUCGGAUACGGGUACUCUUCCGGGAUUCUUGCAUCUCGGGGCAUGCAGCUUCCUCAAACCGCCGGCGAAGCAUUUGCUGCCGAGGAACAUGACCCUGAAAUUAACCCCAUUACUGGGCAGAGGUGGGAUGCGGAGAGACAGGAUACAGGGCCGCCUAUGACGAGGGAAGAGAAAGAAAGAGAGGCGGAGAGGCUGUUUGUACUCUUUGAAAGGGCAAGAGCUAAUGGAAUACUUAACGUGGAGAACCCCGUCAGACAGGCCCUCCAUGAGGGCAGAUUUGAAGAACUGCCUGACUCUGAUAGUGACCGUGAUUAG
Molecule: messenger RNA, 1383 nt
Organism: Aspergillus terreus NIH2624
Lineage: Eukaryota; Fungi; Ascomycota; Eurotiomycetes; Eurotiales; Aspergillaceae
Product: synembryn
Exons: 6
Coding region: 1-1383 (460 amino acids)
Biological process (GO): G protein-coupled receptor signaling pathway
Cellular component (GO): cytoplasm
Molecular function (GO): guanyl-nucleotide exchange factor activity; G-protein alpha-subunit binding
Source: RefSeq, a predicted model, not a curated record